Molecule: messenger RNA, 2121 nt
Organism: Brenthis ino (lesser marbled fritillary)
Lineage: Eukaryota; Metazoa; Arthropoda; Insecta; Lepidoptera; Nymphalidae
Source: the annotation of a GenBank genome assembly
AUGUCGGGCGCUGCGGCUGGCGGAGCCAGCACCUCUGCCUCUGCCCUUGGUGGCCUUGGAGGGUCAUUAGAAGACAAAGACUGUGACCUACUCUGCCCAGUCUGCUUUGAACUGAUCGACGAAGCGUAUGUCACCCGAUGCGGUCACUCCUUCUGCUACACUUGCAUUGCGAAGUCUGUAGAACUGCACCGACGAUGUCCAAAAUGUGGGGCAGCCUUAGCUGGUCGAGAUCAUUACUUCCCAAACUUUUUGCUCAAUGAAUUAGUGGCCCGACGAAGGUUGAGAAGCCGGCCACCAGUCACUAGUGGUCCAGCAGCAGCGUCUCCCGGUGCUGAUACAGAAAGAUUAAGAGCACUUCUCGCGUCCGAAGCAAGACAUUUGGCGUUGCCAGAUGUGGAAGGGAUGCUGGAUGUCUUAACGAGAAGAAAGAGAUUGUUAGAAGCAGAAUCCGCGGCAGCUCACCACAGAUUGCUAUAUGAGUUUCUCGCUCAGCUGCUAAGGCAUAGAACGCAUCAGUUGGACCAAUUGGCAAGAGAAGCUGCGCUCGUUAAAAAAGACAUGGAGCAUGUAGCGGGCGUUCUAAGGGAGCUACGACAGGGGGCUGCGGAGUUGGGACGUCUCCCGUCGCCGUCCGAACCUACGUCCAUGGUCGAAUCUGUGCGGGACGUGCGCCCGAGACUGGGCGAGCUUGGCGAGACAGCACCGAGAAGCCCACCAAAUGAGGAAGAGGAAAGUUUCGCUAGUGGUGCGGGGAAUGGCGGGGACGCGCUCGCGGCGCGCUGGAGGCGCCUCGCUGCUCACUUUGAUGAUUUUGUACAGUGCUACUUCGCCCACCGCGCCGACGAGCUGUACUUCCCCGGGUCGGGGGCGGCGACGCCGGCGCAGCCCGCGCCCUGCGGCGCCGCCGACGCCGACCCCGUGCCCCAGCAGGCCUCCGCCCCCGAGACCAGGGCGUCCAGUGCGAUGGGUGAUCAACGAGCACCAGAAAGCGAGCCACAACCAACUAGCGCCGCCAACAGUGUGCCGCAAUCCGCCCCCGCCCCAAGCGUGGGCGGAGCGCCCAGCGUGGUGGGCGGGGGUGAGGGCGGCUUUGGAGGUCUAGAAGCAUUCAGGGAAGACCUAGCUGCCUUCACCCGCUACCGAGCCCUCCGCCCUCUCGCAACCCUCUCAUACUGCAGCGACGCAAUUAAUUACUCAACAAUAGUGUCAACGAUAGAGUUCGAUAAGGACGAUGAGUUUUUCGCGAUCGCCGGUGUCACCAAACGUAUUAAAGUGUUCGAAUUCGAAGCGGUAGUUCGUGAUGCGGUGGACGUACAUUACCCGUGUGCUGAAAUGCAGUGUUCUCAUAAAAUAUCGUGCGUCUCGUGGAAUGCUUACCACAAACAUGUGCUAGCGUCUUCUGAUUACGAAGGUACAGUUAGUGUGUGGGAUGCUAAUACGGGAGUUCGCACCAGAUCUCUCCAAGAACACGAUAAGAGAUGCUGGUCAGUCCACUUUAACCGAGCUGAUGUGAGACUCUUGGCUUCAGGGUCUGAUGAUGCAAGGGUCAAGCUCUGGUCUCUCAAUGCUGAACGUUCAGUGGCCACCCUGGAAGCUAAAUUCAAUGUGUGCUGCGUCAGAUUCAACCCAAGAUCCUCAUGUCAUUUAGCAUUUGGUUCGGCAGACCAUUGUGUUCAUUAUUAUGAUCUCCGAGCGCCCAGGGCUCCGUUAGCGGUCUUCAGGGAUCACAGAAAAGCGGUUUCGUACGUCAAAUUCGUCGAUGCCCGCACACUAGUAUCGGCUUCAACGGAUUCCCAAUUAAAAUUAUGGAGGGUAGAAUCACCACGCUGUGUCCGGUCCUUCACCGGUCAUACAAAUGAGAAGAACUUCGUCGGCCUAGCAACGGAUGGUCGAUAUGUGGCAUGUGGAUCGGAGAACAAUGCCCUAUACGUGUAUUACGCUGGUCUGUCACGUCCGUUACUGGCAUACCGUUUUGAUGCAGUAAGAGGUUUCUUAGAACGGGAGCGUCGUGAUGAGGAGCCCGCAGAGUUUGUAUCUGCUGUGUGCUGGCGUCGGUCCCCGGAACGCCCCGCCCUCCUCGCUGCUAAUAGCCAAGGCACCAUUAAAGUACUUGAAUUGGUU